UCGCACUACAACAUGCAAAAAGUCCGGAUUAUCCACUAUAUUUAGAUUUUACUAGCUACGUGUGCGUUUAGGCUGCUUUUCUUUGGUAACUGGCAUUAACCUUGAGACAUAUUCCGGCAAGAAACGUGUUUCUGCAGCGAUUUACGGACUUUACCCGCUUGAUUUGUGCGCCAGUAGGAGAUCAGGCCUUAGCCGGCUGGCUAAAAAACAAGUUGAAAGGGAAUAUGUAACAUAAAGACACCAACAUGACAUCCAGAUUUGGGAAAACCUACAACCGCAAGGGAGGGGAGGCUAAUUCGAAAUUCGAAGAGGUCUUUUCCAAUAAAAAGCCCACCUUGACCACCAAAUGGGGGGAGACCACCUACAAGGCUCAGUUGGGAGCCAAAAGGCCUCUAUUAAAACAAGAAGUUGCAGAGCUUCCCAAGAGGCCCAGGCUUGAGGACAGCGACAGUGAGGAGGACCCAUUUGGGUUUGACAGUGACGAUGAAUCCAAAACUGUGACCUCUCACAGUGUGUCCCAGUUGAAAGUCAAUGAAGGGGACGUUACAAAGACAGCUGUAUUGCAGGGCAGUGGGACAGCCACCGUUAAGACUUCUGCACAGGCUACUGCAAGCUCAACAGCCAAAAUCCCAAGCAAACAAAUACCUGGACAGAAUGAUGUUAAAAAUAGCAAGCCGAGGUUCAAAAGUACAUCAGAUAGCAACCAGAAACCUGGAUACCUGGCCUCUUUGUCAAACACAACCCCCUCUGAUGUUCAUAAAUCCUCGGGGACCGAGAGGUCCAUAUUCUCCUCUACUAAUAUAGAGACCUCCUUUAAACACUCCACUGAUGUACCAGGUGGUAGCAGAGACUUCCUAACCUCCUCCUCUUAUGACGAGUUCCCAUCAGAAGAGAUGAGAAGCACUGAGCUGGAGCCUCCCACAGAACCUCCACCAGCAAAAGUGGAAAACAUUUCCCCAUCCCCUUUUACCCUGAGGACCUCAAACACCAAGAAAUACCAGCGGCCCAACCGGCUUAACAAAACGUCCUCUGAGCCUCAUGAAAAUGACAGCAGCAAGCCCCCUGCAACAGCGAGUGCCCAAGAUAAACCCAACAGUGUCCUUUCUGCUAGUGCAAGUAAUACUGCUGCCAACACUAAAACAGCAGCCAAGCCCGCAGGCAGGGGAGGUGGGAGGGUACGGGACUACACAGUUCUGCACCCUUCCUGUCUGUCGGUAUGCAAUGUCACCAUCCAGGACUCAAUAGAGCGGAGCAUUGAUGAACUGGUCACCCCGGCUGCACCUGCUGACCUUGGAGACACAGGCCAAAUGAAGAAGAAGUCGGACGCUCCUCCACCUAAAUCUACCAGAUUCAGACCUACCCAGACCAAGACCAAGAAGACAAAGACAGAGACAAAGCUGGAGUUCUUUGGCUUUGAAGACAAAGAGGACCAGGAAGGCGAGGAGGGUUCAGAAGUUGGCAUGGCAGGCAAGAGUAACUACAAGAUCAAGUACUUCGGCUUCGAUGAUCUGAGUGAGAGUGACAGCGAUGAGGAGAGCUCUCAGGCCAAAGAGAAGAAGGCCAAGAAGGCGGCCGCAGCUUUGGCUGCUCUAAGCUCCAGUGUGGACAGCCCCCACACCAGUGAUUCCCAGGACAGCCAGGCCAGCAGCAACACAGAUGCUUUUGACUUCUCUGAUGACUGCAGUCCUGGGGUCACCGAGGGACAGAAAGGACGCUCAGGGAAGCCUGGUGAUAAAUCUGGCACUGGACUCAAAAAGAUCUUCAGUGGACCCAAAAAGUCUCCCGCUAAAGCUGUGUACAACGCUCGUCACUGGAACCAACCUGAGCCUGAAGCGAUGCCCGCGCCUCCCCAUUCUCAAUCUCAAACUUCUCAGGCCAUUUUAUCGAGCAGCAGCAGCAAGGACAGCAACUCCCAUAAAGAUGAUGGCUUGUUCAAAGCCCCUCCACCCCCGCCCAAAGUCAUUAAGUCAGAGACCCUCCCCACGCGACUUAACCAGGAUAUUGUCACGGCUCUCAAAUGCAGGAAGGAGCACAAGGAGCUGUACACGGUGGUGCAACAUGUGAAGCACUUCAAUGACGUGGUGGAGUUCGGAGAGAAUCAAGAGUUCACAGAUGACUUUGAGUACCUGGAGACUGGGCUGAAGAGCAGCCAACCACUCAACACAAGAUGCCUUAGUGUAAUCAGCCUGGCCACGAGGUGUGCCAUGCCCGGCUUCAGGAUGCACCUGCGGGCCAGAGGGAAAGUGGCACAAGUCUUCAAAAUGAUCAGUGAUGCUCCUCAACACCCGAAUCUUGCUCUGUGCACGGCCGCCCUCAUGUACAUUCUGAGCCGGGAUCGUCUUAACAUGGAUCUGGACAGGGCCUGUCUGGAACUAAUGAUAAAGUUGCUAGAGAUGGACCAGGACUACUCGGGCCACCAGGAUCAGCUCACGGCUAAGGAAGUGGAAAAGGUCAAGGAGAAGAUCAGGAAGAUGUGUGAGACUGUGCACAACAAGCACCUCGACCUGGAAAACAUCACGACGGGCCACCUCGCAAUGGAGACAUUGCUCUCUCUAACCUCCAAGAGAGCCGGGGAUUGGUUCAAAGAAGAACUGCGGCUCCUUGGCGGUUUGGACCAUAUUGUAGACAAAGUCAAAGAGUGUGUGCAGAACCUGAGCCAAGAGGAUGACAAGGAGAACCUUGUGGCAUCUUUAUGGGGUGCUGAGAGAUGUCUAAGAGUGCUUGAAAGUGUGACAGUGCAGAACCCAGAAAACCAGGGUUACUUGAUUGCCUACAAAGACUCACAACUCAUAGUCUCCUCUGCUAGAGCUUUGCGGUACUGUGAAGAUAUGAUCCAGAGGUACAGCAGGGCGCUGAACAACAGCUCCCUGUCAUCGUCGGGUGCAGCGUUGCCCCACUGUAGCUUCAGUAAUGUGGGCAAGGCGGUGGAGGACUGCAUGAGGGCCAUCAUAGGAGUGCUGCUCAAUCUUACUCACGACAACGAGUGGGGAAGCACAAAGACAGGUGAGCAGGACCAACUAAUAGUAACAGCUCUGAAUUGCGUCCUCCGGGUCCCGCGCUACAUCCCCCAAGAGCAGCGCUUUGACGUGCGAGUACUGGGUUUGGGUCUACUAAUUAAUCUUGUGGAGUACAGCUCCAGAAACCGCCACUGUCUGGUGGACAUGGAGUACAGUGUCGACAACACCUGUCUGGAAGACAGCCUGCUGCAACCUGCUGACCCAACGCAAUCAGACACGGCAGCACAGUCAGCAUCGCCAAGCACAGCAGAGACUCAGGGAGAUGGGGCCAAUAAAGCCAAGACCUUCGGUGCUUUGGCUGCCCUGGUCAAGUUCUUCCUGGAGAGAGAGCGCGCCGCCAUCCUGGCCGAGGCGAAGACUGACGACCUCAUCAGCGAGGCGCCCAAGCCGGCACUGGACCAAAGCGGCGAGUGGCAGGAGACGUCAGGAGAGAUCCAGUGGGUGGCAGCCGAAAACAACGACAGCCAAACCGAGAACAACCAGAGCGAGAAGAAAGAGGAGGAGGAUGAAGAAUUGGACCUAAAUAAAGCUCUGCAGCAUGCAGGCAAGCAUAUGGAGGACAGCAUUGUUGCCUCCUACACCGCUCUGCUGCUGGGUUGCCUCUGCCAGGGCAGCCAGAUAAAUGUGACUACUGUGAGGGAUAACCUACCUAAAGGGGAUUUCUCCAUCAUGACAGAAAUGCUGAAGAAAUUCUUGAGUUUCAUGAACCUCACUUGUGCAAUGGGCACCACAGGACAGAAGUCCAUCUCGCGGGUCAUCGACUACUUGGAGCACUGUUAACAGAAAGCUAGACCGCAAACUCUCACUCUGACUGCACAUUAAAGGGAUCCAAGGCUAUUCUUGUGCCCCCCCCCCUCACCCAACAGGAGCCACAAGGGGUUAUUGGAGUCUCAGCAGCAUUCCCUUGACUUCACCUGAUGAUCACCAUGUGCUGUGAUCGCUCUUGAUUUUUUUUCACCAAUAGAGGCACACACACAAAUAUAUAAAAAGUUUCACUCCCUCUCUGGAGCACAGCCUGAACCAAAGCCCUGCUAGCUGACAAACACGCAUAUUCCUUCAGUUCCACUCGACUAGCGUCAGAUUCAGAGUCAGAUUAACUGGGAAGGUUCAAGUUUCAUCCUCAGGUAACUUGGAACAGGCAGAAGCGAGGCUUAAAUCCUUAAGUUUCGAAACACUUUUGUGGAAUGUCAAAUGUGAAGAAGGACUCAACUGCGGACCUCUUCGUGAAACGUGAAGAGGUUUAACAGCAGCCGGCCGCUGAAGGUGGAGUCUCACGUCCACUGUCGGGUCUCGAUUCCUGGUCGCUUAGCUGGAGUGUGAACCUCCGAGUCAAAUUUCAUGGAUCAUUACAUUUUAAUCUCUGCUCGUCCACCUCAAAGCCAAGGGUGAAAAUCAUCAAUUAGCAUGAAAAAAAACCAAUCACUUUCGUGGAUGUCAGAUUGAUGUCUCUAUACGUAAACUUGUGUGGAAUGAUUUUUGAAUGCAUACAUCCAUUUACCUACGCGUUUUGCAGUUGGCUUGAAUGUUAAGGGAAAGAGAGUAUUUUUAAGGUUUGAUUUCUAUGUUCUCAUCGUGCCCAUUAAUUUUGUAAACCGUGCAAGUUAGCAAGUCGCGUAGGCGUUCUCUCUGAUAUGUUUUUAAGAUUUUUCUUCUUUCCCUUUGAGGGUUUUUUUUUUUCCUCCCAAAUGAUGAAUUUCAAAGAAACCAGGACUGAACGACACACCAACUUUAAUAGGAUGUCCUUUAUUUGACUGAUAAUGGCAUUUGGAAAUGAUAGGCGGUUAUGAAAUUUAGAUUUCCUCCUUCCCCAUUAUCAAUCUGGACAUAUUUUAGUAUGUAAGGCUUAUUUAAAUUUUAAUUAAUUCAACAAUAUGUAAUUACAUUAUGCAUCAAACUCACAGGUAUAACAGAUGUGAUGAAUUACUUUAAAAAUUGAUUGCUGUGCUUCCUUUUUGAAUUUUUAAUCAAAUUAAUUUUUUUUAAUGUAUUUAAUUUAAUGCUUCCUCCUCCUUUGUAAAUGCUAAGUCAUUACCUAGUGAGAUGAUCAUGUUUUGUUAAAAUAUACCCCGUGUGACGCAGCUCAGUGGCUGGACAUAGUACAUGUAUGUGAUAGAUUUUGCUGAAUUAUGGUUUUGGCUUAAACCCGCACAACAUUUAUUUUAAAUGGUUGCAUUUAUUAAAUAGGAAAUGUAAGUUUUAAGCUCAUGUUAAUCAACGUUGGUGUUUUCCUGAUGGUUUAAUGUCUUUGUAUGUCCAGCCACCUCGUAGCGUCAUAUUUUUACUCAUUGUAUCAUGAUGUGUCUGUAUUAGACAACAUGCAUUAAGCUCCCAUUUAUUUAUUCUUUUGUGGUGUCAUUUUACCCGUAACGAAGCACCUGAACCUUCGAAACCUUUGACGUCUUGUACUGCUCAGAUGUACGAUCACUGAUUGAAUGACAGCCAUACCUGUAUAAGCAGAUUAGUUUUAUCUGGUUUGUAGGGCUGCGGUGAACAUAACUGCAACUGUGUUUACUGUUAAUUACUUUGCAAAUUCUGGUUUGAAUGAAAUUUUAGAAUGUAAAUACUCCUGUACAUACUGGUUAAUGGACAUUUAAAAAUGCUUAGACUACUUUUUUCCCUGAAGCUGAUAUUUUUAUUUUAUACAAUAUUUCUGAGUUGUCAUUUGGAAAAACAAAAAUCGCAGGAAGAGAAAAAAAAUUGUUUGUACCCGUUUCAAUGACAUUAUCUUUGGUUACAUGUAAAUAGUUGUAUCUCAAAAAUGGAAAAAAAAGUUGCUA
Messenger RNA from Scomber scombrus (Atlantic mackerel), 5794 nucleotides. RefSeq names its product WAPL cohesin release factor a (gene wapla). Gene Ontology annotation, biological process: regulation of chromosome condensation. Bases 246 to 3797 code for a protein of 1183 amino acids. The transcript is spliced from 20 exons. Lineage: Eukaryota; Metazoa; Chordata; Actinopteri; Scombriformes; Scombridae. The record is from RefSeq and is a predicted model, not a curated record.